Molecule: messenger RNA, 834 nt
Organism: Lactuca saligna
Lineage: Eukaryota; Viridiplantae; Streptophyta; Magnoliopsida; Asterales; Asteraceae
Source: the annotation of a GenBank genome assembly
AUGGUUCAAAAUCGAAAUGUAUAUGUUGGAAUUGGAUUUGCGUUGAAAAAAUUGUCGUUUUCAAGCGUUACCACAGUAACGCGUUAUACCAUAAUGCGUAAAAAUGCAUAUGGGGCACGGUGUUUCAGGCAUUAUAAUGUCGUUUUUGAUGUAACUCCACCUGAAGUGUUUUUUACUUGUUUUGAAGAUGGACACCCAACAUUGUUUACCAUUAAGUUGUACCAUGGAGGUGAGUUCACUAAGUACCCUGAUGUUCGUUACAUUGACGGAACUGUAAACUAUGUGGGCAUGGUAGAUAUAUAUGAGUUUUCAGUUCAUGAGCUCGAUGCAAUCAUGAAAGGUUUCAGAUAUGAGGUUCCUCCUGUUAUAUACUACCAUUUUCUUGUGCAUGGUGGAGACUUCCACUUUGGUCUUCGCCCUUUAGGAAAUGAUGAAGAUGUUGCAAACUUUUCUCAAUAUGUCAGUGAGCACAAAGUGAUGAAGGUAUACACAGAACAUGGUGAAACAAUACUACUCACCUAUUUCUUGAAUCCUAAACCUGAUACCAUGGUUACCCUUGUACAGUUAGAUGAACCACAUGAGGAUGUUCAACACAAUGAUGAAGCUGAUGACCAAUCAAAGGAAUCACAUGUGAUGACUACACCUACUAAUGUGGUGCCCACUCAACCAAACCAACCUGAAAUCCAAGUCAAUGAAGUACUUCAAGUCAUAUCCUUAUCACCUGAAUAUAAUAGGAGAAGGGUUAUAAACAAGGAUGGAGUGAUGACAUUUUGCAAUAAGAAAGUAUACUUUGAUGGUAUUGAUGAAACUGAGCAGAAAAGCAACCUCAGAUGA